Oikopleura dioica is the source of this 8358-nucleotide messenger RNA. The record is from the annotation of a GenBank genome assembly. Lineage: Eukaryota; Metazoa; Chordata; Appendicularia; Copelata; Oikopleuridae.
AUGCUCCUCGUUGGUGCUACGUUUUUGAAAGCAGUAACACCACUUGUUUUUGGAUUUGGCUUCAUUUAUGCCUACAGAAUCUUAUUCCUGAACGACAGCUCCGCUAUCCCAAUUGAAGAAGCAAAUCUCCAUGGAAAAGUCGUCGUUAUCACUGGAAGCUCUUCUGGCUUUGGAAAAUUCUCGGCAAAAGGUGCAGCCGAGCGAGGAGCAACAGUUGUUCUUGCUUCAAGAUCGCAGAAAAACUUGGAAGUCGCGAAGAAAUUUAUUUUGAAAGAAGUUCCCGAAGCGAGCGUUGAUUUGGUGCAUUUGAACUUGGCAGAUUUGGACUCUGUCGAAAAAUGCGCGACGAAGCUUUUGAAGAAAUAUGGAAAAGUAGAUGUUUUGGUUAACAACGCUGCAAUCUUCAAGCCGAACAGCUCGAGAGACCCUCACGAAACUCCCGAUGGUUUCGAUACUACCUUUCAUGUUGGCUUUCUUGGCCAUUUCUUGCUUGGAGAAUUGUUGAAGGAUAGUAUCAAGGAGAAUAAUGGAAGAGUUGUUUCUGUUGUUUGCCCGAUGAUGAAAGAAGCGCAGAUUAGUUUAACUGAGGAAAAAUCCUCGACUUUCAAGCAAAGGUCACAAAACGAUUUGAAAACGCAUGCUUCUCGCAUCAUCGAUCCGACAAACUACAGCCAAGACGAUGCUCAAGAGAAAUUCAAACACAUCGAGUCGUAUAUGCAGACAAAGCUCUGUCUGUACAUGGCGACUAAAAGAUGGUCAAGAGAGCUAAAUUCUAUCAGCGUUGAUCCUGGAACUUCGAAUGAGACUUUAUUGAAUCGCUAUACGAAGCAAGAUGUUAAUUUUAAAGGAACUGUUUUGAGGGCGUAUAAUAUGAUCAGAUGGGCAGUCGUCUUGCCUAGCGUUGAAAAUGCAUCGCAGACGAUUAUUUCAGCGAUCGCGGAUCCAAAAUAUAAUGAAGAAUCUUUCAACGGAAAAGUUCUAUGUCAGCAUUCAACGAAAGAAUACGAUGAAUACAUUGAAAAGUCUGCUAAGCCAAAGAGUCGUGAUCGAUACUUUUCUCAAAUAACAGCAGAUGCGCCUCUUGACUAUCUUCAUAAAAUUUCAUCGGAUUGGACAAAUUUAGAAGAACGCAGAACCCUCGGAGCAUGGGAAGCUGUAGAUAACUUGGACUUGUACCUCUUCAAUUUAUGUGGAACGUCGUCCCAUUGUAAAGAUGGCCUCGUCUGUAUCAAACCGGCUGGCGAGGAGCAUACGAAAGUGUUGAUUCCGAAAGACGACUCUGAAUUUGAAUUAGAGACGGAUUCAAUUUCUACUUCAUUCGUCCUCAAGAACCCAGAUGAUUUCGACGACAUUGACGAGAUAAAACUCAACGUCCAGUUUGUAUGCGGACAUCGACCUCUUGGUGCUACAUUUCCGCCGGAGCUAAUUUUGAAAUCUGAGAAAGAUAAGAAGCGAGAACUUACAUUUGAAUGGCGGACGUCAGCGGCUUGCAAGGAUGAAAAGAAACCAGAUAAUACGAUUUCAAAAUGCUACACAGUGGAUACCGAGAAAAAUGCAAUAAUCGACCUCACCCGACUCGCGAAUACUGUCUAUUCCAUCACAUCUCCAGCAGGCAACAAGAUCUACUACAGUCUCUGUUCUGUUCUUCCAGAAGAAGGGGAGUUUCCAACGAAAUGUGCUGGAAAAGCAGCUUGUUUUGUUGAAAAAAGUGGAGAAAUCCGAACGUUAUUCAAAGAUUCUCCUGAACCGAAAUUCCAAUCGCAAGACAGCUCUGUUCAGAUGAAGUUUUAUGGAAAAGAAGAGCUCGAGAAGGUCGCAUGCUCGAAUCAAUUCACAGUCACUCUUGAGUUUCCUCAUGUCGGAAGAGAACAUCCGCCACAGUAUUUUACCUCGAGUUCUUUGGGCGAAAAUGAGUGUCAAAUCGGAGUCAUUCACAGAACUGGCGCGGCGAGACCGAUCUCGGACAUGUCCAGCAAAACUUGUCGUUUUUCCGAAGGUGAUGUUGGAAAAUCGAUUGAUAUUCGCAAAGACUUCGAAAAAUCCUCAUUUUCUCUUGAUGAUGAGUACGAUCUUUCUCUGUGCGAGGAGAAUAAGAAAACCGGCUCGGAUCCCCAAUCACUUGGAAAGUUCUACAACGCUAUUUACUCAAGCGAUAUGAUUGUUCUCAUCUAUCGAGAUGGUGCUGUUUGUGAAAACGAUUUAAAAUACGAUUCAAUCAUAAACAUCAACUGUGUCGAUAGCUCUGAAAACCAAGCGGAGCCUCAGCUUGUUGAAAAAUCCGAAGAUGGCUGCGCGCUUACUUUCGAAUGGAACAGGAACGAAGUCUGCCAAGAAAAGCUUGAAACUGUCUGUGGAAUGAUUCCAGUCGGAUACGACGUCAGCUCGAUCAUGCGCCAGCCGAGAAGUCUCAUCGAAAAGUUAUCACGAGAAAACGUCGACGACCAAAAAGACGUUUCAACUAUCGACGGUGAAAAAUGCCACUUUCCAUUUUCUUACACUACGACCAAAGGCGAAAAACACACUUCCAACAACUGCGAGACUUUUGGACACAAUGGGCGACCGUGGUGUUGUACCACAGAAGAGUGUGAUUUGAAUGGCAAAGAGAACUUCGGCUUCUGCGAGCUUCAUUCUCACCGAAUAUACAACGACUUUGACUGGGAGGUUGAAAAUUCUGGGUCGAAUAUGUUCCUGUCUCUUUGUGGGGAUUUGAUGAGGACAGGAGCUGCUGAAAAGUGUCCCGAAAACUCGCUGUUCUGUGAUUUAGAGCACACAGACAUCAGGAUUACCAACAUCGCUUCUGUAGAAGAAAUCGCUAGCGGUCACUUGCAAUACACAAUGCACGGACCUAGUGCAACUCUUUAUGUCCAGCUAUCGUGCACUCCAGGCGGCCAUUCUUCGUACCCUGAAUUCAUCAGCAAAGAUGGCAACAAAUAUCAUAUCAUUUGGCGAACCGCAGCUGCUUGUAAGCAAGUCGAACUCGAAGGGGAAGAAUGUAAAAUCGAGUCUGAUGGAAGAGUUCUUAUUGAUCUCUCUCCAAUUGCCGGUCAUCGCGUCGUCCGUCCUUCAGAAAAAAACGAUAACGAGCUUGAUCUGUCAAUUUGCGAGAAGGGCCUCCAAGUUGGCUGCGGAAAUCUCGAAGGCGGAUCGAACGUUGGGGCUUGCUUAGAGAUUGAUGGAUCUCAAGUUCCAAUCGCCGAAAAUUCAAAGAAGAUCACUUUCAAAGACGGAAUCGUCAAACUCGAAAUGCCUUCCCAGACAAAUGGGAAUAUAACCGCUGUGGAGAUUCUAUUUAUCUGUGAUGAUGCGGAAGACGCAAAUGAGAUUGACUUUGAGCCAGUUGUAGUCGACGAUUCCGUUUGGAAGAAAGAUAACAAGAAGAAAAUAUCUGUUGAAUGGCGAACUUCCGCUGCUUGUCCACCAAUGCCCAUGGCAUGUUCUUUCUUUGAUGGUCGAUUUGUGGAUCUUUCUCCGCUCCGGAAGAUGGAUGGAAGCGCUUAUGAAGCGAUGGACUUGUCGGGAUUUGAAAAGGGAGAUGAAGACUAUCAAGAAAAAACUGUCUAUGCAAACCUCUGCGGAGAAGUUCCCUUAGAUGUGGACGACAAAUGCCCUCACGGUUCGAUUGCUUGUUAUCCUGAGAAUGGACUCUCACUAGGAAAAGCCACUAGUCAAGUUUUAUCAAGGGAAGAAAAUGCUAUAGUUGCAUUAUAUACGGAUGGCUCAAAGUGCGAAAAACAUACGAGCAAAAGAUGGUCAAGCAAGUUUCUUAUCUAUUGCAAUUCAUUCUCACCUGAUCACACCCCUCGACUGAGAAAUCUCGAUGAAGAUUCGUGCGAAGCAGAAUUCGAAUGGUCUACUCCACAUGCUUGUACUGUAAAAAGCACGUCUCCCAACACAUGCAAAAUAAAAAAUGACAAAACUGGUCAAAUGUUUGACUUUGGAAUUCUUGCACAAAAGGGCGAAAUCACAAAACAUCACAAAGAAAGUGAUAAGGACGUGGUUAUUCAACUAUGUGCUCGAUCGAGGACUUGCUGCACAAGUGGUAAAGAUUGUGACGUCUCGGCGAUCGAGUAUUACAGCAAGACGGAACUUGAGACUAAUGACUCUGGUAUAUCUAUGAAGAUGAAGAGCUCAGACUUUUUAAUCACUGUCGAUUUUGUCUGCGACAGAACCCGUGGACAUAUUGAACUCUCUCCGGAUGCACUUGAAGAAAUUGGAUCUACAGAAAAGUCUUGGAAUUUCCAGUUACGAACAGCGCUUGCUUGCCCUAGGAUGGCUGCUACUUGCACAGCUCAUGACAAAGAAACAGGAAGUCAUUUUGAUCUCUCUUCCUUAUCUGGGAUACCAUUAAAGGCCGAAGAUACAAUUACUUACGAUGGAAAAGAAUUCGUUUUGAGUAUUUGUGGCUCCGGUCCUGAUACUCAAGAAGCGCCAUUGAAGGACUUUCCGAAGUGCGGUGAGCUUCCAUACGAACAAGGCUAUUUCAUUGAGAGUUUCUAUCGAAAGGAAAAUUCGAACUGUUCAUCGAUUGGAAAUGUGCAAGGACAACCGCACACCAGCUACAUGAAACACUCAGACAGCACUGUUAUCACUGUUGACUACUUUGGUGGUUCCCAGUGCAAAGAAGAUCCAGAGCAGAGCUAUUCAGCUGUUGUGCGACUUUCAUGCGCCUCAUUUCCCCAUGAACUUGAAUACGACUCGUCAACAGGUUGCGAGCAUUGGUUCUCGAUGUUCCAUCCCGCUGCCUGCGAAAUCAGUCAGGCAUCGUCAGAAUUUUCUGAUUGCAAAGUGACGGAGCCUAACUUCGGCAUCGAAAUUGAUUUGAACACUCUCAAAAAUGAUGAUGGUUACACUGUUAAUGAUACCAAUAAUGGCACCAAUAAAGAAUACAAAUUCAAUGUCUGUGGCAAAGUAUCAGACUGCGAUGGGGGCAUUUGUAUCCGAUCAGAUUCAAGUUCGAGCUGGCGAAAGUUUACUGGCUUCUCCCAGGCGAUUUACUAUUCAAACCAGGUCGCACAUUUGACAUACGUCGGCGAUGAGGUUUGUGACGAGGAUGUUAAUUAUGUCGCCAGUCUGCAGUUCGAAUGCGCUCAUCAUGACAAUCAUGAGCCAUAUAUAAUUAGCAACGAUCACUGUCACUUGGUUAUUGGAUUUCCGACUCCCGAAAUGUGUCCUGAGGUUAAUGAAGUUGAAUGCGAUUUUUACUCGGAGCUGUCGAAGCAUGGAUUUGAUUUGAACCCUCUUUCCCGACCUGAUAGUAACUAUAUUGUGACCAAGUGGGACCAAGAUGGCACUCCGUUGCGAUACGUCCUCAAUCUCUGUAGAAAUAUUGUCCACACAAAAGAUAUUCUCUGUGCUGGUGAUUCUGCUUCCUGUCUCAUAAGAAAAGACCCCGAAAGUUCUACAAAGCUGAAAUAUAUCAACCUAGGAAAGAUUUCUGAUGAUUCCUCUCCUUUUGAAAUCAAAUCUUGCGCAGAAGACGAAGAGUGUGCUGAUAGUGAGCUGAAAGUUAUCUACAAAGAUGGUGAUAAAUGCGAAGGCUCCGACAACAAACGUUCAACGACAAUUUUACUUCAAUGCGACAGAGGGUCAAUUAUAAAUACGCCCGAGUUUAUGUCCGAUGAUGGCUGCGAAACUGUCUUCCGCUGGAAAACCGAAUACGCUUGUCCAAUUGAUACUAAAGAAGAAAUCAAAAGCUGCAUCGCCAAAAACCCAAGCACAGAAUUCGAAUACGAUCUAACUCGAAUGUUCAAGCUUCAGAAUCAAGGUCUGACAUUUACCGAUGAUGGCUACGAAUAUCGCCUUAGUAUUUCAUGUAACGAAGAGUUGAAUGAGUGCCCGGAAAAAUCUGGAAUCUGUAUGAAGAAGAUUAAAGGAUCAGAUUCUGUCUACACCUCGCUCGGGACGUUUACCAAACGCGUUAUCUAUAAUCACGGGGCAUUAACAAUCACUUAUGCUGACGGCGAUAAGUGCCCCGGAAACGAAGCUGGGAAGUAUUCAACUUUGAUACAGUUUAUUUGUGAUAAAGAAGCAACUGUUCCCACGCCGUCUAUCAUUGCUAAAACACAAGGUGGAUGCCAUUAUCUAAUCCUCGUCCACACAAAAGAGGCUUGUGAGCCAACGGCUGAGUGCGGGGCUCAGCAGCUAGGAGGAAGACUUGUUGAUUUCUCCCCGCUCAUCCCUUCGCAUGGCCAUGAUUUAGUUAGCGGAAUCGACCAGGAUCCAGAGGAUUCCAUGGAAUCUAUUUAUCUCAACAUCUGUGGUGCAAUGGAGCCUAUCAAGCAAAUUGACUGUCCUCCUGGUGCCGCCGUCUGCCGAUGGGUCAGAGGCGCUGGAACUCGACCGAUGUCGAUCGGCGAUUAUGAUCCAACGGCAGAAUGGGUUUGGGAAGAGGAUGAAAAUCCAACGAUCGUUUACAAAUCAAAAACUUCGUGCGGAAAUGGCCAUUUCUACAAAACUAAAAUUGAGUUAACGUGUGAUCCAAAUCGUACGAAAGACUACCCAAGACUCGUAUCUGUUGACGACGAUACUUGCACAUUCCUAAUCGUUAUUGCAAACUCACUCACAUGCACAAACGACGACUCUCCUUUCAAUCCCGCUCCGGUUCCAGAAAAAGAUGUUCCACAAAUGAAAAACUGUCAAAUCGAAGACGACAAGAAAAAUCUCUUCUUUGAUUUCAAUCAAAGUAACGAUGGAUCUUUCAAUGACGGAGAAUUCGACUAUAAAUAUAACAUUUGCAAUGGACUGGAUCUUUCCGACAAAUGCAAGAGAGCAGCAUUUUGUCGACGGAAAGAAGACGGUUCUGGCGAAUGGGAGAGUAUUGGUCAGAAAGAUAAUGUAAAAGUAGACCAUGAGCUUGAUCUUGCCGAUGGAAUCGCGCUUGAAAUGGUGUUCUCUGAAGGCAAACCAUGUAUCGAUGAGCCCGAUAAAAAGUAUCAUACGACUAUUUGGUUCAGUUGUAAUGAGCAUGAUGAAGAAACAGAACCCGUUGUUGUUAGUUCUGGAAAGUGCAGCGUCGUCCUUUCCUGGAACACAAAAACAGUAUGCGAAAAAGUCGUAGGAAAAGACGAUGAUCCAAGUAACGAUAAGCUCAUCGAUCCAGACACAGUCAGACAAUGCCUGUUCACCAAUUCUGACGACUCGCUAUCUUACGAUUUGUCGAUUCUCAACCGCGUGUCAGAAAGUUGGCAAAUUUCAACGGGCGAUUUGCGGUUUCUUUUCAAUCCAUGCGGUCUGGUAAUGCAAACUGAUCUGGACGACGCUUGUCGCGGCUCGAUGGCUUGCGUUAAACGAGGAGGCAAAUGGUCAUCAGUUUCUGGCCUCGCAAUUCCCAGGGCGACGUGGGACGACGAGGACAAGCUCAAACUGAGUUACGACGAAGGUCAGGACUCUGCUUGUAAUCGGCGUGAUCAAUCGCCGCAUAUGAGCAUUCAAUUUGAGUGCGGUGCCACUAUCGGCCAGCCUCAACUAAUCAAUCCCUUUCCCGACGGGCAAUGCAGCUAUCAAAUAAGGUGGAAGACUACAGCCGCCUGUCGGGUAAAGGAAAGACCCGUGAUUCUCGACGGUUACACUUAUGUCAACCCCGUGACUGACCAGCGCAUCGUGUUGCCCUCUGACAAGACAUUCCGCGUUGGAGGAGAUGUCCGAGAUAAAACUUUUUAUAAAUACUUGAUAAAUCUUGGAAAUGAACUCGACUGGUCGAAACUUGGGUCACAUGCCUCUGAAUCAAUACGUCAGGCUUGCAAUGGCGCCGCCGUGUGUCGCAUUGGUGGCAGCGAUGGAAAGACAGUGGGGAAGUGGGAUCGCUCCGUGACUGCGCGCAGCGAUGGAUCUGUACUCGAGCUCAAGCUCGCUCCUCAACAAGGUUGCACUGUUGUUUUUAAUGUCAUGUGCGACCGGGAUGCGACGGUGGAUUCCCUAUCUUUUCUUGAAGAAACGAGCCAUUGCAACAUCCGAUUCGAAUGGUACACUAAUCAAACAUGCACGGGAGAGAAUGUAGCAAUGGGAUCAGAAAAAGGAUCUCACGUUGGCCUGUGGUUUUUCCUAAUUACACUCAUUUCUGGAUCGGCUUUCUUUUUAUGGAAGAAGGGCGCGCCGCUAGUGGACUCUGUCAGGGGCAGAUUCCGAACCAUCUCGUACAACCAGCUGGCAAAUGACGACGACGAUGGGGACGACCUACUCUUCGAAAUUGAAAAUGUAGAUGAUCAAGUGUUCCCUCUCGUUCCAGACUCGAUGGUGGAGAGUAGUGCAGCGCUAGAAUCAAUUCCCGAGAGCAGUGCGGAGAGCCGAGUUGCUGGAGAUCCACUGGGUGCUACUUAUCGCGACAAUCCGAACGAUUCCGACGAGGAUCUGCUUGUAUAG